This is a messenger RNA of Topomyia yanbarensis, 4497 nucleotides long. RefSeq lists its product as uncharacterized. The transcript has 3 exons. Bases 1 to 4497 code for a protein of 1498 amino acids. Gene Ontology annotation, molecular function: nucleic acid binding; zinc ion binding. NCBI's taxonomy places the organism in Eukaryota, Metazoa, Arthropoda, Insecta, Diptera, Culicidae. The record is from RefSeq and is a predicted model, not a curated record.
AUGGCUCGUGAAGUGAAGGCACUGUUGAAGCGUGAACAACAGUUGCAGAACAGUUUAACGUUCAUCGACAAGUUUAUCCAGAACUAUGACGAUGAACGGGAUGCGCGUCAAUUAAGUGUGCGAUUGAACGUGCUAGAGCAAGUGGGUGCAGAAUAUUAUACGGUGCGUGAAAAACUGGAGCUUCUGCAGGAAGAAGAAGAGGAGAAGAAGCAGGCUAGUGCUGAACCUGCAGUGAAAGAGGAAGCAUUGCACCACCUCGAAGAGACAAACUACCAGGCAAUGCACGACUUCGACGAUCGUUUUUGUACCCUGAAGGCUGAGCUACUAGAGCUGCAGUUGUGCAAGGACCCGUUGCAUACCAGCCACAACGACUCCGAUUCAUCGGCGCAUCGGACUCUCAUAGACCAAAGCGCGCAGCUGAACGAGAUCGAUAAAUUCACAUACCUGAGGGCGUCACUUUCUGGUGAAGCGCUUCAGGAAAUUAACUCGGUCGAGAUUUCUGCUGCAAACUAUGAUGUGGCUUGGAAGGCGUUGCCAGAACGGUACGAGAAUAAAAAGCUGCUUGUGAAAGCGUACUUAGAUGCUCUCUUUUUCAUCGAGCCACUGAAGAAGGAGAGUUACGACGGGCUUAGUCAACUGAUCGGCCAGUUUGAGAAAAACUUGCAGAUGUUAGAGAAGAUUGGUGAGUCUACAGAGAACUGGAGCACGAUUCUUGCCUAUAUGGUAUGCACGAGGUUGGAUUCCUCGACACUUCGACAAUGGGAGUCUCAUCAUAAUUCCAAGGAUGUCCCAAAUUAUCGAGAUUUGAUGGGAUUUCUGCGUAGUCAGUGCUCCGUUCUGCAAUCCAUUUCCAUCCCAUCCAAGAUGAACAGCGAUCCACGUUCCCAGAAGGUAGCAGUUUGUCACACGCUUGUGAAGACAUCUGGGAAGUGUCCAUUCUGUGGCGAGUCGUGGCAUUCAGCGUUUCAGUGUGCGAAGUUUCAGAAGCAGUCCGUUCCAGAUCGCAUCAGCGCUGUUAUGAGGAGUAAGCUUUGUCGCAACUGUCUGCGUCCAGGACACGUUGCAAGAACCUGCGAGAGAGGAGCCUGUCAUCACUGUCAUCAGCGUUACCACUCGAUGCUGCAUACUGAAACACCGCAGGCAGGAUCCUCCGUUUCACUUCCGCAGUCAAGACCUCAGACAGUACCCCAGCAGCCACGACAGCCACAAACCAAGCAACACAGUCCGAACCAACAAAUACACACUCAUCCGACCAAUGCACAGACGAACACCGCCAACUCGCAUAACACAACCACAUCACCGUCCAACACCAACACAGCCUCCACUAGCCAAACAUGUAUAGCACUUCCCAACGCAUCUACACACAAUAUUGUUCUCUCGACGGCGCUUGUGACCGUUAAGGACCGUCACGGCAAUUCGUUGCUUGCGCGAGCCUUGCUAGAUUCUUGCUCGCAGCAUUGCCUGAUGACGGCUAGUUUUUCAAAUAAGCUUAAGUUCCGUGAAUCGCCAGCAUUUUUGUGCAUUCAGGGCAUUGGUUCGCCGAGUGUAGCGUCAACAAGAUCCAUCAGUGCAGCAGUUGCUGCACGGUCUAGUGAGAUUUCGUCGUAUGCCGAGGAGAUGUGUUUCCAUGUUUUGCCGAAGCUAACAUUGGCGUUACCGACAGCAAGCUUCAAUCCAUCGCAGUUGUGUCUACCAGAAGCAGCAGCUCUUGCCGAUCCCUGGCUUUAUGAAUCCGGUCCGAUUGACAUGAUUAUCGGGGUGGAAUAUUACGUCGACCUGUUUGAAGAGGCCGAGAUUCAAGAUCAAUUAGCCAAGUUUUGGGAGUUAGAAACUUGUCGAACAACAAGCACGAAUUCCACGGAAGAGUCGGCUUGCGAGAAAAUCUUCAGCGAGACUACAUUCAGAGAUGAGACGGGAAGAUUCGUAGUCACACUUCCAAAAAAGCAAUCGAUCGUCAAGCAGCUCGGUGAUUCUAAAGGUACAGCUGUUAAGCGGUUUAUGAGUUUAGAGCGACGUCUGGCAGCGAAUCCCGAGUUGAAAGCGCAAUACAGUGAAUUUAUACACGAGUAUCAAGCUCUUGGUCAUAUGAGCGAAGUCGUCGAAGAUACUUCAGACACCGUUUACCACCUGCCACAUCACGCUGUUUUGAAACCUGACAGCACAACUACGAAGCUGCGCGUAGUGUUUGAUGCUUCAUGUCGAACUAGCUCAGGGUACUCUCUGAACGAUGCUCUGAUGGUCGGUCCUGUCGUACAAGACGAUUUGUUGGAUGUUAUUCUCAGAUUCCGUCUACAUCGUUACGCACUAGUCGCGGACAUUGCAAAAAUGUACCGCAUGGUGCAAGUUCAGCCUGCCGAUCAGCCUCUGCAAAGGAUUCUAUGGCGAGAUUCAUCAGCAGAACCCAUCAAAAUCUUCCAAUUGACUACGGUCACGUAUGGCACGGCUUCCACGCCGUAUUUGGCGACAAAAUGUUUACAGACAUUAGCAGAAGAUGGUCAACAGACACACCCUAUUGCUGCGAAGGUGGUCCGGCAGGAUUUUUAUGUAGACGAUAUGUUGUCCAGAGUAGACGAACCUGAGGAAGGUAGAAUGUUUGUCAACGAGAUGAUCAGCCUAAUGGAAUCAGCGGGAUUCUCGUUACGAAAGUGGAACUCCAACUGCAGGGAGAUUUUGUUAGAGGUACCAGAACAUCUGAGAGAUAAUCGCACUAUUCUUCAGCUUGAUACCCCAACAUCCACCGUUAAAACGCUAGGUUUACUGUGGGAACCCAGUACAGAUCGAUUCCAAUUCAGCACCCCGCAGUGGAACUCAUCGGCGGUCAUCACCAAACGCACCGUUCUGUCGGAUGUCUCUCGACUUUUCGAUCCACUCGGACUGGUAGGGCCCGUUAUCAUACAGGCCAAGAUGUUCAUUCAAGAAUUGUGGAAACUUGACUGUGGUUGGGAUGAACCACUUGCCGAAGUCAUGCAGGAUCGCUGGCAUGAAUAUCGUCGAAACUUGACUGGCCUUGAGGGAUUGUCUGUACCUCGCUGGGUUGAAAUCAGAUCCGAUACCAUCGACAUACAGCUCCAUGGGUUCUGUGAUGCUUCUGAGAAGGCAUAUGGGGCCUGCAUCUACGUGAGAAGUGUCUCCAAUAGCGGGUCAGUUGCUAUACACCUACUAGCAUCGAAGUCCCGUGUCGCCCCUCUUGAGAACCUGAAAAGGAAGAAGCAACGCCAGACGAUUCCGCGCUUGGAGCUUUCUUCAGCUUUACUCCUUUCCCACCUCUACGAAAGAGUGGUCAGUAGCACACACAUCACAGCCCCAGCUUUCUUUUGGACAGAUUCGAUGAUUGUUAAGUGCUGGUUAGCAUCAUCACCGUCGCGAUGGAAAGAAUUCGUUGCGAAUCGAGUUUCAGAAAUCCAGCAUAUAACGAAAGGCAGCAUCUGGAAUCACGUAUCAGGAGUUGAAAACCCAGCCGAUAUAGUUUCUCGCGGUAUGACGCCUGCGCAGCUGCAGUACCAAUCGCUAUGGUUUGGUGGACCUCACUGGCUGCUUCUGGAGCAAGAUAACUGGCCGGGAACCCUGCAAGCUUGCGAAGACAACAUUGACAGAUCAGUACUAGAAGAAAAAGGAGCCGUUGUCGCAGUUCUGAAAUCCGUUUCUCCCAGUGAGCUGUUUAACCUGCGAUCAACUUACAAUGGAUUGGUGCGACUCACAGCAUACAUUUGUCGGUUCCGUUUCAACGCUCAAGCUGCAAAUCGGAAUUGUCGAAACCUUGGAAGUUUAACCGUCAAAAAACUCGACGGCGCUAUACGGACACUUGUCUCUAUGUCUCAGCGAGAAUGUUUCCCACAAGAGCUGGCGGAUUUGACCAACAAUCGUCCACUGCGUGAUUCAUCGAUCCUUUCGCUCGAUCCUCAGUUAAUUGAAGGCAUACUAUGCGUUGGCGGCCGGCUACGGCACGCACAUCUGUCGAACAGUCGAAAGCAUCCGUUAAUUUUGUAUCGUCGUCACCCUCUUGCAAGGGUAGUAAUGGAGUACUAUCAUCAGAAGCUGUUCCAGGCGGGUCAACAGCUACUGAUAUCGGCAGUUCGAGAACGAUUCUGGCCGACAUUCGCCCGUGACUUAGCAAGAAGCGUAAUCCAUAAGUGCGUCGCAUGUUUUCGGGUGAAACCGAGAGUCCAGGAUCAACUGAUGGCGGAUCUACCGCCAGAAAGAGUCACACCAUGUUUACCGUGUCGUCGUGUUGGAGUUGACUACUGUGGAGCGUUUUUAGUAGGCUACCCGUAUCGCAAAAAUCGCCCAGUGAAGUGCUUUGUAGCCAUCUACGUUUGCCUGGUCACCAAAGCAGUGCACCUGGAAUUAGCAGCAGAUUUGACAACCCAGGCCUUCUUGGCCACACUGAAACGUUUUUCAUCCCGGCGAGGCAAGCUCGAAAUUUCGUCGGCGCAAAACGGGAGCUUGAUGAGCUUCGUAAAUUGUUCAACAAUCAGCAGUUUCAAGAAAAGGCGAUAA